GGUGGGAGAGGUCGCCAUUGUCCGCGGCGGUGGUGAGGCUGUCGCGCCGGUGGAGGGGGUGCGGAGAGUCGGCUGAACGCACAGAGAGGCGGCGCUUCUUUUCGGGGCCGGCGCGGCGCCCGGGCGGGUUCUGCGCCUGCCCUUUCGCGUCGGCUUCGCUUCCCUAUUCCCUUCGCCUCAGGGCUCGCGGCAGCGCUAGUCCGGCGGGACGGCCCGUGGCGCCGGGUCGCGGCCCCAGCCCAGCGCGUCUUUGUCCCUGAGGCCGCGCGCUCUCGGCCGAGCCUGGAGCCCGACAAAAGCCGGGCGUCCAGCCUAGCGCCCGCGUAGCCGCCUCCGAAAGCGCCGUGGCGCGACCGGGCCCGGAGCGGGAGGCCGGCAGGCAGCUGCGGACCAGGUUGGGAUUGAAGUUGCUCCCGGUACUGAACCGGAAUCCAGUGCAGGCGCCUGGUCCACGCAUCCUGCGGGAUGUCUGCCGUCAACCCGUGGGCUUCUUGGGGUGUCCUUACGAACCAGUCCUGGGGGAUGGCAGCUGUUGACCCGUGGGCCUCCUGGGCUCUGUAUCCUCAGGACUCUGCCUGGCAUGUGGAGGAGACCCCUGAGGAAGGGAGGAGGGCCACCGGGCUCCCAACAGCCCAGGUCCAGGAACCAGUGACCUUCAAGGAUGUGGCUGUGGACUUCACCCAGGAGGAGUGGGGGCAGCUGGACCCUGUUCAGAGGACGCUGUACCGGGAUGUGAUGCUGGAGACAUUUGGGCACCUGCUCUCUGUGGGUAAUCAGAUUGCCAAGCCCGAGGUCAUCUCCCUUCUGGAGCAAGGAGGAGAGCCAUGGCUGGUGGAGCAAGCAUAUCCUCAGGGUACCUGUGCAGAAAUGGUGAAAAAUCCUGAAAGCAAAGCAUUGAUCCCAACAUGUAGCAUUUUCGAGGAAGAACAAUCCCACAGCAUGAAGUUGGAACGAUACGUGUGGCAUAACCCUUGGUUCUCCAGGUUAGAAAUUUUGGGGUGUGAAGACCAAUUACAGAUGUACCACGUGAACCAGAGUACAGCUAUGAGGCAGAUGGUGUUCAUGCAGAAGCAAGUACUAUCUCCAAGAGGUUCUGCUUUCUGUGAACUUGGGGCACAGUGUAGCCAGAGCUUAAACUUUAUUCCUUCUCAGAGAGUUUCUCAAAUAGAACAUUUCCAUAAGCCUGAUACAAAUGCUGGAAGUUGGAGGUGUAACUCAGCCAUAAUGUAUACAGAUAAGAUUACCUGUGAAAAUAAUGAUUAUGACAAAACCUUCUACCAGUCCAUGCAACCUAUUCACCCUGCAAGGACGCAAACUGGAGAUAAUCUUUUCACAUGUUCUGAUGCUGUUAAAUCUUUCAAUCAUGUACUACAUUUUGGUGAUCAUAAGGAAAUGCAUACAGGAGGAAAGCUCUAUGAAUAUAAGGAAUGCCAUCAAAUCUUUAACCAGGGCCCACCAUUUAUUGACCACCCAAGACCUCAUGUUGGAGAAAACCAAUUUGGUUACAAAGAAUAUGAGAAUAUCUUUUACUUCUCGUCCUUCAUGGAACAUCAAAAGAUUGGGACUGUAGAGAAAUCAUAUAAAUACAAUGAAUGGGAGAAAGUCUUUGGGUAUGACUCAUUCCUCACUCAACAUACAAGCACUUACACUGCCGAGAAACCGUAUGAAUACAAUGAGUGUGGGACAUCUUUCAUCUGGAGCUCUUACCUUAUCCAACAUAAGAAAACUCAUAGUGGAGAGAAGCCCUAUGAAUGUGAUAAAUGUGGAAAAGUUUUUAGGAAUCGUUCAGCCCUUACUAAACAUGAACGGACUCACACUGGAAUAAAACCCUACGAGUGUAAUAAGUGUGGAAAAGCCUUCAGCUGGAAUUCUCAUCUUAUUGUGCAUACGAGAAUUCAUACGGGAGAGAAACCUUAUGUAUGUAAUGAAUGUGGGAAGUCUUUCAACUGGAACUCUCAUCUUAUUGGACAUCAAAGAACUCAUACUGGAGAGAAACCUUUUGAAUGUACUGAAUGUGGGAAGUCGUUCAGCUGGAGCUCCCAUCUUAUUGCCCACAUGAGAAUGCAUACUGGAGAGAAGCCCUUUAAAUGUGAUGAAUGUGAAAAAGCUUUUAGGGAUUAUUCAGCUCUUAGUAAACAUGAAAGAACUCACUCUGGAGCAAAACCAUACAAAUGUACUGAAUGUGGAAAAUCAUUCAGCUGGAGCUCCCACCUUAUUGCCCAUCAGAGAACUCACACAGGAGAGAAACCCUAUAACUGUCAGGAAUGUGGCAAAGCAUUCAGGGAACGCUCAGCCCUCACAAAACAUGAAAUAAUUCAUUCUGGAAUUAAGCCUUAUGAGUGUAAUAAAUGUGGGAAAUCCUGUAGCCAGAUGGCUCAUCUUGUUAGACAUCAGAGGACUCACACUGGAGAAAAGCCCUAUGAAUGCAAUAAAUGUGGGAAAUCCUUCAGCCAGAGCUGUCACCUUGUUGCUCAUCGGAGAAUUCACACAGGUGAGAAGCCCUAUAAGUGUAAUCAGUGUGAAAGAUCCUUCAACUGUAGCUCUCACCUGAUAGCACACCGGAGAACUCACACCGGAGAGAAACCAUAUAGAUGUAAUGAAUGUGGGAAAGCAUUUAAUGAGAGUUCUUCCCUCAUAGUGCAUCUGAGAAACCACACUGGAGAAAAGCCCUACAAAUGUAAUCACUGUGAGAAGGCUUUCUGUAAGAAUUCUUCUCUUAUUAUUCAUCAGAGAAUGCACAACAGAGAGAAACGCUUCAUAUGCAGUGACUGUGGAAAAUCCUAUAGUGGUCAUUCAGCCCUGCUUCAGCACCAGAGGAGUCACAGUGAAGGGAAAGUCUGUGAAUUGAACUGAUGAGAGAUUUUCAUUGUACAUUUGCUAACACAUUGAAAAAAAAAACUCUUAUAGUCAGGAGGAA
Messenger RNA from Artibeus jamaicensis (Jamaican fruit-eating bat), 2917 nucleotides. RefSeq names its product zinc finger protein 606 (gene ZNF606). NCBI's taxonomy places the organism in Eukaryota, Metazoa, Chordata, Mammalia, Chiroptera, Phyllostomidae. Gene Ontology annotation, biological process: regulation of transcription by RNA polymerase II. The record is from RefSeq and is a predicted model, not a curated record. Bases 466 to 2853 code for a protein of 795 amino acids. The transcript has 7 exons. Gene Ontology annotation, cellular component: nucleus. Gene Ontology annotation, molecular function: DNA-binding transcription factor activity, RNA polymerase II-specific; RNA polymerase II transcription regulatory region sequence-specific DNA binding.